Molecule: messenger RNA, 2017 nt
Organism: Malania oleifera
Lineage: Eukaryota; Viridiplantae; Streptophyta; Magnoliopsida; Santalales; Ximeniaceae
Exons: 12
Coding region: 528-1787 (419 amino acids)
Source: RefSeq, a predicted model, not a curated record
AUCCUAAAAUUCCUUGUUUUCUCCAUCACUCCCCAUUUUGUUUUGUUUUGUUUUCAAUUUUUUUUUUUUUUUUUAAGUUUGAUGCUAGGCCGGCGGUCAUAAUCUACUGCUGCUGCUGACUUUCGAGCAUUCACACCCUAAAAAAAAAAAGCCAUACCCUAAAAAAACAGAGAUUUAAAAAAAAUAAAUAAAAUUUGAACUAACUGAUGAAUUCAUCUCCACGCAGACACUUGCAAUUAAACAAUGGCGCAUUCGAUCGAAAUUUCCGAGACUUCCUUCAUCCCCGCUGAGACCAGCUUCCCUACCUACGCCUUCUCCAUGUGCCCAUGUCUCGGUGCCAGAGCUCUCUCCCAAUCCCUCCUCAGAUUCUCUCUCUCUCUCUCUCUCUCUCUCUCUCUCUCUCUCCUCAUCUGUUCAUGUUAUCUCUACUUCUUUAAUGGGUCAUUCUCGAAGCUUCACGUCUCCCUUCCUCCCCUCUCCUCCCCCAAACCCGAUGUUCUGUGUGGAACCAAUCCUUGGCGAGGCGAAUGGGGUGCACUGCUUCCAUCUCAAAGACAGAUGCGGUUGGAAGGAAGAAGAAGAAGAUGAAUAUUCCCGAAGUCGUGGUUUACGUCCCCCAGAUGCGAAUUCCAGUUCAGUGUGAUAUCCAUAGAAUGCUUACGGGGCUAGUUCCUCGAGAUCUUGUGGACAGGUUGUCUUCUCUUCGGAAGCGGAUUGUGCUAGUUGCUGGAGAUACUGGUGGAUCUGCUAUUACAGAACUACGCCAAGCUCUGGAGGAGUACUUGGUUGCUAUGGUUGGACUCACCAAGAAAGAAUACGGUCUUGAAGAAUCGGUGGAGUUCAAGUGGAAAAAUCUGGAAGAUGGUCGACAAGAGACAUGUAUUGCAAACUCCUGGUUUGAAUUGCUAUCGGUUGUCCACAUGAUGGCUAUUCUGACUCUGUCAGAGGUUAACUCGCUGCUGAUUCCUAAGGAUCAUUCUGAAUGUGGUGAAAGGAUUGUACCCGAAGAUUGUAAGAAGGAUGCUGUUGAUUUAUUGCUGAAGGCUUCGGGGUACUUGGAAUUCUGCAACCGGGCUGUGCUUGUUCGCUUACCAUCAGUCCUGAAGAAGAGGGUACCAAAAGAUUUCCAGGAAGGAGUUUUGGAGGCACUUUCCAUUCAAGCAUUAGGCCAGGGAAUUGAAAUGCAGCUGGGUUUAGCCAUUGACAGUCAAAAGGCUACUUUAUCUGUGAAGAGGAGGUUGGCAUGUGAACAGCUGAGCUACUUUGGUCAGGCUCUUUACUGCUUGUCGGGAUGUGACAUCAAUCAUGGACACGGAAAGAAGCAUCUCUUAUUCAUCAAAUGGAAGUAUCUUGAAGCCAAGGCUGCAGCUUACUACUACCAUGGUCUUAUACUUGACAAAGGUAAUGAACCAUCCUGUCACAUUAGCGCUGUGUGCUGUUUUCUUGCUGCUGAAGAGUUUCUAGCGGACAGCAAGAAGGUCUGCUUAGGCUUUUGCCUUGCACCUCCUGUAACCAGGGCUCCACCACUUUGGGGUGCUAUGAAGCAUUUGCAUAAGAAAAUUCCAGAAUCGGCAUCGAGAAAGUCUCAGAUGUAUGGCUACAUCUUAGAGCAAGAGAAGGGUCUCCAAGCAUUGCCUGACCUUCCCGAAUUCCACCUGUCUUUAAGACCUGGCGACUAUGAAUUGCCCGAAAUUGAUCCAGCAUGGGACUGUGAGAAAUGGGAAAAUCAGGGCCAAACACUCAAAGAGCACUUGAAAGAUUGUGACGAUGAGAUCGAAGCUGAAUGAAAUACUGUGGUCCUCUCUUUUUAUGCCUCAAUACAUACGUACAUUUUUGCCCGUCUUACAUAUUUAUACGAACUAGAAUAGUACUGUAGAAUAAAGGAGUAAUGAUCUUGCUUUAUGCUUGAGUUUAUUUAAUGUAGCCAAUGCUUCUACUCAAACUUAAUUGCUGAUCUCAUUGAGUUCCUUGCUGACAAAAAAAUUGUUGAAUUGAGAAAGUUUUCCCUUCUGGUAAA